This is a messenger RNA of Chlorella variabilis, 213 nucleotides long. RefSeq lists its product as hypothetical. The record is from RefSeq and is a predicted model, not a curated record. The transcript is spliced from 3 exons. Gene Ontology annotation, biological process: intracellular transport; protein secretion. Bases 1 to 213 code for a protein of 70 amino acids. Lineage: Eukaryota; Viridiplantae; Chlorophyta; Trebouxiophyceae; Chlorellales; Chlorellaceae.
AUGUCUGCGCUAUUCAACUUUAGCUCCUUUGUGGUGGUGCUGCUGCUCACGAUCUGCACGUGCACAUACGUCAAGGGAAAAGCGCCCUACCUCCUCAACGAGCGCACGGGGUUCCGGGGCCUGUUUUGGAAGUUUGCGCGCGUUGGGGAGCGGCUGAGCCCCUGGGUCUCAAUAGCCUGCAUGUUCAUGGCUUUCUCUGUUGUGUUCUUCUGA